Messenger RNA from Solea solea (common sole), 677 nucleotides. RefSeq names its product chromosome 2 C1orf115 homolog (gene c2h1orf115). Lineage: Eukaryota; Metazoa; Chordata; Actinopteri; Pleuronectiformes; Soleidae. The record is from RefSeq and is a predicted model, not a curated record. The transcript is spliced from 2 exons. The coding region runs from base 202 to 564 and encodes 120 amino acids.
GUGAGUGUGUGAGUGUGUGUGUGUGAGUGAGUGAGUGCAUGUGCAUGUUGAUCCUAGUCUGUGUUUGUUUGACAUGAAAGAGUGAAAUCAGCUUCAGGCCGUUUGUUAACUUUAACUCCUCCUCGUUCCAAAGGUCUGAAAACAAGAAGAUCACAGGAGGAGAAGAAGGAGAGGAAGGAGAGGAAGGAGAGGAAGGAGACCAUGGGAGCACAGGACAAGGAGAAGAAGAGUGAGGAGGAAGAGGAGGAAGAGGAGGCCGCUCCUCCUGCAGCCGGGAAGAAACAGAAAAGCUCAAAGGAAGUUUAUUUCUCGGUUCUGCCGGAUCGAUACGAGCCGCUGAUCGAGGAGGAAGAGGAGGAGACGGCAGAGGAGAGGAGGAGGAGGAAGGAGGAGAAGAAGAGGAGGAAGAAGAGAAAGUACAAGAAGUACAGGAAGAACGUCGGAAGGACAAUCCGCUUCACGCUGCGAUGUCUCGUGCUCGGAUUACAGAACAUGGCGUCCGUCUACGUGUCGCCGGUCUCCGCGGCAACCGCCGUGGUGACGGAGGUAAACCAGAGAAUGUGAACACUCGUUAAUCCCGUCACGAGAAGAUAAUCUGAGGAGGACGACGUGGAGUUAAUGUUUGAUGACAUCAUUGUGUAAAUACUUUGUUUUGAUUAAAUCUGAAUGAACUUUAA